Molecule: messenger RNA, 3171 nt
Organism: Tauraco erythrolophus (red-crested turaco)
Lineage: Eukaryota; Metazoa; Chordata; Aves; Musophagiformes; Musophagidae
Source: RefSeq, a predicted model, not a curated record
AUGCCAGCUAAAGGUAAAUACUUCUUCAAUGAAAAUGAUGACUGCAGGAUAUCAGACCCGCUCUAUGAGAAGUACCGCUACACAAGCCAGCAGCACCCACUCCUGCUAUUGCUGCUCUUCAUUGCAAUCAUCUUCUGGACUACUCUGAUUAUAAUCUUUUUUGUCAUUGAUGAAGCAUCUGAUCAUCUUGCCUUCAUUAUUGCAGUAUGUACUGCUCUUGUCAUAUUUACAGUCAUGUACUUACUUCUAUGUAUUGAAUCCCUGUUUCGGAGAUGGCUAACGUUAUUUGGAGUUAUGAUUUGGAUUUGCUUCUUAAUCGUAGGAUAUGUAUCUCUAUUUGAAAAAGAAAAUGAUUAUCAACUGUGGGAACAGGUGCCAUUCUUUCUAUUCAUAAUCUUCACAGUUUAUACCAUGCUACCUUUUGGGAUGAGAGGUGCUGUCAUCAUUAGUGUUCUUUCUGCUCUCUCUCAUAUUAUUGUUCUAAGCAUUGUGGUAAGCAUCACUUCCCAGGAAAAUAAGGAAUCCAUUCUAUUUCAGCUGCUUGCCAAUGCCGUCAUUUUUCUUUGUGGUAACUUGAUGGGUGCAUUUCACAAACGCCAAAUGCAGGUCGCUUCGUGGGAUUUGUACAGAUACACAUUAAAGUGCAUUCAGGUCCGAAUGAAACUGAAGAUUGAAAAGAGGCAACAAGAAAAUUUGCUUUUAUCCAUACUGCCAGCUCAUAUCUCUAUGGAAAUGAAGCUAGCAAUCAUAGAGCGACUAAAGGAAACCAAUGAUAAUAGGCAAAUGCAUGACAACAACUUCCACAGUCUAUAUGUAAAAAGGCACCAAAAUGUUAGUAUUCUUUAUGCAGAUAUUGUGGGAUUUACUCGCCUUGCCAGUGACUGCUCUCCUAAGGAACUGGUGGUGAUGCUGAAUGAACUUUUUGGAAAGUUUGAUCAGAUUGCAAAGGAGAAUGAAUGCAUGAGAAUAAAAAUCCUGGGAGACUGUUACUACUGUGUCUCAGGCCUACCUGUGUCCUUACCAGUUCACGCCAGGAACUGUGUUAAAAUGGGACUCGACAUGUGUGAAGCAAUAAAGCAGGGGAGAGAAGCCACAGGAGUGGAUAUCAACAUGAGGGUUGGUAUUCAUUCUGGGAAUGUGCUGUGCGGUGUGAUUGGCCUCCGGAAGUGGCAGUAUGACGUCUGGUCGCACGACGUGUCCUUGGCGAACCGCAUGGAGUCCGCCGGCGUACCUGGCCGUGUUCACAUCACUGAAGCAACCUUAAAUCACCUAGGCAAAGCUUAUGAAGUAGAAGAAGGGAACGGACACCUGAGGGAUCCUUACCUUGAAUCCAUGAAUAUCAAAACCUACUUAGUGGUUGAUCCAAGGUCCAAACAAUGUGUAUCAAAUAAUCAUCUCCCUAAAACAAGAGUUAAUGAUGGGCUGAAGAUGCGAGCAUCUGUUCGGAUGACACGUUAUUUAGAGUCCUGGGGAGCAGCCCGGCCCUUUGCCCACCUGAACCACAGGGAAAGUGUGAGCAGUGACUCUUCAAGUUCACAAGGAAGGCGAAGAAAGGAUAUACCUUUGUGUUCCACUGGGCGCCAGAGAACAUCUGAUAGAAAUUCAUCUCAGAAGGGAAGGAUAGAGGAAGAUAUUUAUGAUGAAAUGAUGUCAACCAUUGAGGGCCUCAGUUCAACUAAUCCGUGGUGUGGCAAAUCGGAUGACUUCUGUGGAUUUUCACUGAUUUUUGCAGAACCUGGUCUUGAAAAAGAGUAUCGCACCAUUCCUAUUCUAAAACUGAAGAGUUACUUUGCGUGUGCCAGUUUUGUGUUCCUCUGUAUAUUUCUGAUACAGAUGUUUAUAAUGCCAAAAACUGCAAAACUAGGAAUUUCCUUUGGCAUUGUUGCAGUCAUCAUUGCACUUAUUUUGUUUGUGUGCUUUGCUGAGAAAUGCAUGAAGUGCUGCUCGGAACAGUGGCCUUUCCUGCGCUAUCUCAGUGCUGUCUCAGAAAAGGUGGAAACAAAGCCUUUACUUAGGCUUCCCUUAGCGGUCGUCACGAUAGGUGCCUUGCUGAUUAUAGCCAUUUUUAAUUUGGCUUUUGGAAACACAACUCAAUCCUGCAUUGAGGAAACUAUUCUUCUUUUACAGUAUUAUACUUACUGCUGCAUAUUGGGGUUCAUUGCUUGCUCGGUAUUUCUUCAAAUGAGCUUUGAACUCAAAGUUCUCCUCCUGUCCAUUGCUGUGACUGUAUACCUCAUCAUUUUCAACACUGUUCAGCAGAGAAACUUCAGCUUCUAUGGCAACAGUACCAGGCUUUUCGUCAAAGAGCCGAGGAUCAUGACUAAUUUAUAUCUGGUUCUGUUUUAUGUAACUGUAAUUUUACUUGCAAAACAGAUUGACUAUUACUGUCGACUGGAUUGUCUGUGGAAGAAUAAGUUUAAAAAAGAACAUGAACAGUUUGAAACGAUGGAGAAUGUUAACAGGCUUUUGCUGGAAAAUGUACUUCCAGCACACGUUGCUGCCUAUUUCAUUGGUGAAAAACGAAACGAGGACUGGUACCAUCAAUCUUAUGACUGUGUCUGUGUCAUGUUUGCAUCGGUACCAGAUUUUAAGGUGUUUUAUACUGAAUGUGAUGUCAAUAAAGAAGGCCUGGAAUGCUUGCGACUGUUAAAUGAAAUCAUUGCUGAUUUUGAUGAGCUCUUGUUAAAACCUAAAUUUAGUGGUGUUGAAAAAAUAAAAACCAUUGGAAGCACUUACAUGGCAGCAGCUGGUCUCAGCAUUACACCAGGCCAAGAGAACAACCAGGAUAAGGACAGACAGCACGCUCACAUUGGGAUUAUGGUGGAAUAUGGAAUUGCCCUGAUGAGUAAACUGGAUGGCAUCAACCGACAUUCCUUUAACAAUUUCCGCUUACGUAUUGGGAUAAAUCAUGGCCCUGUGAUUGCUGGUGUGAUCGGUGCCCGGAAACCUCAGUAUGAUAUCUGGGGCAACACUGUUAAUGUUGCUAGCCGAAUGGAGAGCACGGGGGAACUUGGGAAAAUCCAGGUCACAGAAGAAACGAGUAAAAUACUACAGGAGUUGGGAUAUUCAUGUGAAUGUCGGGGACUCAUUAAUGUCAAAGGCAAGGGAGAACUGAGGACUUACUUUGUUUGCACCGAGACUGCCAAAUUCCAAGCUGUGGGACUGAACUGA